Molecule: messenger RNA, 2160 nt
Organism: Pichia membranifaciens NRRL Y-2026
Lineage: Eukaryota; Fungi; Ascomycota; Pichiomycetes; Pichiales; Pichiaceae
Exons: 2
Coding region: 1-2160 (719 amino acids)
Molecular function (GO): metalloaminopeptidase activity
Source: RefSeq, a predicted model, not a curated record
AUGUUCUCUCUCAUUUCGCAAAACGGCAUAGCGGGCGCCACGACAAUCAGAGAUGCCGCCCAGGGGCACCGGACGCCGUCCACGUCAGCUGCAGGGGCCCGAUGCAACAAUUGUACCUGUUCACCAGGCUUGCUGUCCCGGAACAGACGCUCGUCGAUGUACUUGAUGCGGAUGAUCAACCCUGCCUCUCCACGGAAAUUGCACCUAGCAAGAGCUUUGUCCGAGGAACCAUCGUCCAUUGAAGAGUCUUGUGCUGACGUGCAGGAACUGAACACGAGUCUCCGCUUGGAAAAGAUCAGAGAGUUGAUGGGCGAGGCGAACUUAGGCGUGUACAUUAUCCCUUCGGAAGACGCACACCAGUCGGAGUAUACGUCGAAUGUCGAUCAGCGUCGGGCCUUUGUGUCUGGCUUUAGUGGAUCCGCUGGCGUGGCGAUAAUAACAAGAGAGCUCUCGAGCAUGAACGACCAGCCUGAAGGGUUGGCUUUCUUGGCAACCGACGGCAGAUAUUUCACACAGGCCGCCAACGAGCUGGAUUUCAACUGGUCUCUAUUGAAGCUCGGCGCCCCAGACACUAAAAGCUGGGAGCAAUGUGCUGUAGACCACGCGGCUCUGCUUUCGUUAGAUUCCGGAAAGGUGGUCAACAUUGGAAUCGACCCAAAGUUGAUCCCGUUCAAAGAAGUCAAAUACAUUGACAGCUUGAUUGCCGAAAAGUGCAAAGAAAAUCAGAACUAUAACGUCAAGUUGGUCGCCGUCAGAGAUAAUUUGGUGGAUAAAAUAUGGCCUCAGUUUGAGAAAAUUCCGACCAGAGAGUUCAAAAAGGUGUAUAAACUUGAUGAAAAGUACACCGGAGAAACGGCGAAAAGUAAAUUGGACAGAUUGAACGCAAACUACUUUAAGAAAUACGGUAGUUCAACACUGAUCUUGAACGCAUUAGAUGAGAUCGCUUGGCUUUUGAAUCUUAGGGGUAGUGACAUCGAAUACAACCCGUUGUUUUACAGUUAUUUGAUAAUUAACGGGAUUGACAAUUUGACUUUGUACUCGGAUAUCGAUACCAAAUGUAAAGAAGAGUUGAAAGACUACUUGAAAGAGCUCAAUUGUGAAAUAAAAUCUUAUGACGAGAUCUGGUUCGAUAUCCGUAAAACGGCAACUCAAUUGAACAACUCGGGCAAAAAGCUGUUGCUGACAGAGGAGGCAACUUGGAAAAUGGUCAAUUGUAUAAUUGCUAAGAAUUUCGUUGAAAUUGAGUCUCCAAUCAAGUCCAUGAAAGAAAUAAAAAAUGAAGUUGAGUUGAAAGGACAAAUACAAGCUCAAAUUGAAGACGGUUAUGCGCUAGUCAAGUACUUUUCUUGGUUGGAGAAAGAACUGAUCCAAAAGUCUUCUUUUAUAAGUGAAUAUGAGGCGGCAAUGGAAUUGUUGAAGAUUCGAUCUGAACUAAAAAACUUCAAAGGCUUGUCGUUUGAAACUAUUUCCUCGACGGGGGCAAAUGCCGCAAUCAUCCACUAUUCUCCGCCUUCUGAGGGAUCUAGCAUUAUCAAUCCAAAUAAAAUAUACUUGUGUGAUUCUGGUAGUCAGUUCUUGAACGGUACCACCGACACUACACGUACCUUGCAUUUUUCAGAGCCUACUAAGGAGGAAAUUGACAAUUACACGCUGGUAUUGAAAGGACAUAUAGCUUUGGCCAAGUUGGUCAUACCUGCCGACCAUGUCACCGGGUUCCAGGUAGAUUGUAUAGCCAGACAGUUCUUAUGGAACAAGGGGUUGGACUACAUGCAUGGUACUGGCCAUGGGGUUGACUCGUUUGGACCCGUCCACAGUGCCGGGGUUGGGAUAGGUUUCAGAGCAUACUGUAACAAAAACACUUUGAAGGAGGGUCAUUUAGUAAGUAACGAGCCAGGAUACUACAAGCCUGGCCAUUACGGUAUCAGGAUUGAAAACAUGGUUUUUUUGAAGGAGGUCGAAGGCAAGAAAGGAUCAUUGGAAUUUGUCACCACUACAAAGGUCCCAUACUGCAGAAAACUCAUUGAUGUGAACAUGUUAACCGUCGAGGAAAAAGAUUGGAUAAACAAUUAUCAUCACAGCAUUUGGGAGUUGUUUGAGCACAGGUUCCAGAAAAAGAGUUGGGAAUGGACUUGGUUGAGAAGAGAAACCGCUGCUAUAUAG